AGUGAUUGAAACGGCACCGCCCAUUGUAAUAAACAAACGUUAGCUGUGCAGCUCUUAUUUACAACCGAGGCAAUUUAGGACAGCGUGACCUAACUUUUACCUCUUCAUGCACACUGAAGUGUAAUAGUUUGUAGUAGAAACCUUCUUAUAAAACAUGGACGAUGUAACGGGAGCCCAGCUCAUUGCUGAGUCUCUAAAGUCUCAGGUAUGACUGCGAAAACUGAAAACUUUGGUCUUGUAUAGUGAGCUGCACGUAAGCCUAAGUGUGUCAAAGUUCAAGUACAGCACUGUCAUGUUAAAACUUUUUUGUGUUGUACAGUACGCUUAAAUACUGACGUGUUUACAGUUAUUGUUUCAGCUUGUGUAUUAAAAGACAUUUUCUGUUUCUUUACAGAAAGUGGAGUACAUGUUUGGGAUAGUUGGUGUUCCUGUCAUUGAGGUGGCCAUGGCUGCUCAGGCUGUAGGGAUCAAAUAUGUGGGAAUGCGAAACGAGCAGGCGGUAAGUAAAGACAUGAUGAUGUUCUAUUAGAUUAUAGUUAUGUGAUAGGGGAGAGUGGGGGUAAGUUGAGCCAAAGAGUAAGUUGAGCCACCCCCUGUUGCUUGGAAAAUGGUAAAAGAAAUUGAUCAUGUGACCAACUAUUUAAGAGAUGGGCAUCAAUUCAUGUAGUCUGUGAAGGUUAGAAGCACAUGGGUGAAGAGGUUAGACAUUUAUUUAAAAAAAAAAAACAUUUUUCACUCUUGAAAGUGAAUGUGUCAUAAGUUUUAUUAGAAUUGUGUUCAGACCAAAAAAGAUCAUUUUGAAUUUGUUUAAUCAAUCAAUUGUGGUAUCUAUGAGCUACAACAUGAGGUCAAAAACCUAGCAUAAAAGUCCACAAUUUUAGUUCAGAGGACUAAUAAAGUCAUCAUAGUAGUUCUGGGGUAAAUUGAGCCAUUUGGUCAGGGGUAAAACUGAGAAAGUAAAGGAGUCUGAUGAGAGGAUUUGAGUCUCCGUUCAGAUUGUUUAAAUGUGUUACUUUCUCUUUUCAAAAACACAGCUGUGAAUGUUCUGAAUCACUGAAAGACAUUCUCAUGUUAAAAUGACUUUUUACAAAACAGCUUUUUAGCAGUUAUAUGCAAUAAUAAUAAGAAUUAUUGUACCAGUUGAAUAGUGUAUAAUAGAUAAAAAUACACAUCAAUGUGAAGAAGUGACUGUUAUUUUGGGAGAGAGAAGGUUAGGGAGGGCUGGGGUGGAGAGUGGGGGGGGGGGGGGGGGUAGUAGGGAUACGGCUCAAUUUACCCUGCUCCUAUGGUCAACUUACCCCAUACACAUGGUAAGUUGAUCAUAGGAGACCACUUUUUUUGCAUGCUAUAUUAUCAAGACAGUUAUGUUUACACUCAUUCUGUUGGUUUUCAGGGAUGCACAACAUCUUGAAAUAUAUGUAGAUUCAUUAGUUAGAGACAAAACUAUGAUUGUCUUGAUGUAGUGAUCUGAAAUAUGAAAAAUGGUUCAUCUCACCCCGCUCUCCCCUACUGCUGUUUACCUGCACUUACACACCUUCACAACAUUUUUAUAUCUUUAUGUAACAUCACAACAGGCAUGUUAUGCAGCAUCAGCGGUGGGGUACCUCACUGGGAGGUAGGACAAUAACUGAACACAAUAAUGUGAACAUGUGCGUGUUAGUUGGUGUUUUUCUCUUUAUGUCUCCUUCGGUUAUUUUUACCCAGACCAGGUGCCUGUCUAGUGGUGUCUGGUCCUGGACUCAUUCAUGCCCUCGGUGGGAUGGCCAAUGCGAACGUGAACUGCUGGUAAGAUGAGGGCUUGUAUGCAGGCAGAAAAGCUUAUAGUUUCAAUCUGGCACCCUUGGGCUCCGGUCAUGUUGCUUAUAGAGUUUACAUUGUGAUUUCAUAGGCCUGUGGUUGUUAUUGGUGGGUCCUCAGAUCGAAACCAGGAAACAGCAGGAGCUUUUCAGGAGUUUCCUCAGGUAAAGCAAACCUUUUUUAACAUUUCUGUGAGUUUGUGUCUGUUUGUUUGUGUUUAUGUACUGAUGGAUAAUCAGUUUUACAUUAUUUUGUACAGGUGGAAGCAUGCCGCCUUUACAGCAAGUUCUCUGCUAGACCAAGCAGUCUUGAGGCUAUCCCGUCAGUGAUAGAGAAGGUGAUAUAUCAGAUUAUUGUUACACUGUCUUUUAAAUUAUCAUAAGGUGGCAAAACAAACUUGAUAUAAGUUUUAUUAUAUUUGUUCAAAGGCGGUCCGCACAAGCAUGUAUGGGCGUCCAGGUGCCUGUUAUGUGGACAUUGCAGGGGACAUGGUCAAUGCUAAAGUGGACAGGAGCACAGUCAGGUUUGAUGUCAUUUAUGCAGUUCUGUUCCUCCUGAAGAGUUUCACUACUGUCACUCUACAUCUGUAAUUUCUUUCUCCUGCAGGGUUGUGUCCUGCUGCCCAUCUCCUCCAGUGAGCUUCGCUGACCAUGACAGUAUCUCUGAAGCCAUUAAUGUCUUAAAAAAAUCUAAAAGACCUUUGGUCAUCAUUGGCAAAGGUUAGAUAUUACAAAAAUUCUUUGAACUUUGCAUAAGAUCUUCAUAUCUUCAGUUAUUCAGUCAGGAAUAAAUGGAAACCCUGCAUUUUGCAUCAUCAGUAAAUCAGAGUAGUUCAUUGUGCGGUUGUUUCCAACAGGAGCAGCAUAUGGCAGAGCAGAAGUUGCCCUGAAGGAGUUUGUGGAAAUGAGUGGUCUUCCAUUUUUGCCCACUCCUAUGGGGAAAGGUGUUUUACCCGAUGAUCACCCCAACUGUGUGGCUGCUGCCCGUUCCAGGUCUGUACCUUCUAAGUGCCGAAACAUGCAAAAUUUAGAAAGAUUUUACUAUUAUCUCUAUUUAUGUAUUAUUUUUAUUAUCUUGAUUUGAAUCAAGAAAAUGACCUGAACCCUUUUAAUUGUUAGUACAUGUACUAUUUCAAGCUAAAAAAAACACAUUUUGUUAUACACAUGUAACACAAAUAAUAUAUAUAUAUUUACAUAUUUUCUCUUGACUCACUCUUGCCUUGUCAUCGGGUUUGUUUCAAAGAGCUCUUCUCCAGGCUGAUGUUGUACUUCUGCUUGGGGCCAGGCUGAACUGGAUCCUUCAUUUUGGCCUGCCUCCGCGGUUCGACCCUGAUGUCAAGAUAAUCCAGGUAUGUAAAUAUUAAGUCAAAUGCCUUAAAUAAGAGUAAAAAAGUGUGUGAAACUUUAAAAGAUAAUGGAAUACUUACUUACAGUUUUCUCGGCUUUGUCACUGGCAUUGGUCAUUCGUUAUUUAAUGGCAUAACACAGUCGUCAUCUGUAUGCAGGUUGACCUCUGUGCUGAAGAGAUGGGGAAUAAUGUGAGGCCUGCUGUUGCUCUUCUUGGAGACAUCAAUGCUAUUGUCACUCAGGUGACUACAACACACAGCUUUGUUGUUUCUCUCCAUGUGAUCCGUUACUGUCUGUCCUCAUAUUUUGAUGUGAAUCAAAUAGUUAUUGUGUACCAACAGCAGUUUGAGGAAAAAGUCUUCUGUUCUGUUUUUAACAGCUUUUGGAGGGUGUCUAUAAAGAUGGCUGGAAAUAUUCCUCUGAUACAGAGUGGUGGGGCACGCUGAAGGACAAAGUUGCUGCUAAUGCAAAAAUGUCAAAGGUGGGUUUAAACUUAUAAGUGAUCUCUUAUGGUGUGGAUGCUUACUUGUAUACUUAAAGUUAUGGCAUCACAUUUGUUAUUGUUAAAUAAUUUUGAUCAAUUUUCACACUAUUUCUAUCCAUCUCAACCCACAGGCAUUGGCCCUUCAGUCAACAGUACCAAUGAACUACUACACUGUGUUUCACCAUGUUGCCCAGUUGCUGCCACAUGACUGCAUCAUUGUCAGUGAAGGGGCAAACACCAUGGACAUAGGACGUACCAUGUUGAACAACUACCUACCUCGGCACAGGUAAGGUAGCCUCACUCAAGCUGUCAAGUUCAGACUUUCGGAUUAUGAAAAAGUGUCUGCUAGAGUUUAAGUUACAGAUUCAAAACACAUGAAAGUUUACAUGAAAACGCAAACUACAUGUUGACAUUGUUACAAAUGAGUAAGAGUCCAGGACUUUUGGUUAAUAGAAAAUCGUCAUGCAGGGGGUUAGAGUCAAAUUUAUAACAAAAGUUUCAAACCAAAGCCAACUCUUCAGACAUCCUAAACCCACAUUACAUUUUCAGAACCUGAAAUACAAUCAAACUAGGGAAUUAUAAGAAAAUAUGUAACUAAACUGAUGAAUCUGACCAACUGGUUAAAGGAGAGAACCACUCUUUGGUGAAAAAGCUAAUAAACUAUCACUGCACUUUUAUCAUUGUUGGAAUGAUCAGCAAAUAUACCAAUAAGGCGGAGCAUUAGUUCUAACCUUAUAAGGUUAAGGACAAUGGCGCACUUUCUUGCUUUCAUUGAAAGUAUGAGCUACCAAACAAAAGUAUACUUGCAGAAGAAAAGAUUUGCAGGUAUUGCAUCUCACUUCAAGUUCCCACCUCACUCUUAUGACAUGCGUCCAAUAUAUUUGAUGAAGAGGCACAAAAGUUUAGGGUACAAUAAAUAGUGCAGAUAAUAAAAAAUAAAUAAAAACUGAGAAAAUAUGCAUUUGAGAGAAAAUGUCAUGAAGAUCCAGCAGUGACUAGGUCCUUAAACUUUGUGUUUACUUUGAGUAAACACAUGUUAUUCACAAAAGUUUAUAAGAAUUUUAAUACAGUAGAUUGCUUUUGACUUAUCCCGCUGAUGUGCAGGUUGGAUGCAGGUACAUUUGGAACAAUGGGUGUAGGUCUUGGUUUUGCGAUAGCAGCAGCUGCUGUGGAGAGAAGUGAGAAGAAAGGCCAAAGAGUCGUCUGUGUCGAAGGAGACAGUGCCUUUGGCUUUUCUGGCAUGGAGGUGGAAACUAUGUGCAGGUGGGUUUUUUUCCUCCAUUUUGCACAUUUUAUGUAUGCCAUGUUAUCUGACACUUUUCUUUUGGUUCUCUUGACCAGAUAUAAUUUACCAGUGAUCAUCAUUGUGGUGAACAACAAUGGUAUCUACAGCGGAGUAGAUCCUGAGACAUGGAAAGAAAUGGCAAAAAUGGGAGAUUUGACCUCCAUGUAAGUCUGGCAAAUUAUUGUUGUACAUUCCUACGCAGAUUCUGAUGAACUGAAAGCUAUAUCACAUCAUUAUUUGUUACUUGUCAGAGCCCCUCCUGUGACCCUCUUACCUGAGGCUCGCUAUGAUGAGGUCAUGACAGCGUUUGGAGGUCGGGGGGUCCUGGUGAGGACAGUGGAGGAACUGCGUAGUGCUUUACAGCUCUGUCUAAGUGACUGGGAGAAACCGAGUCUCCUUAACGUGCUCAUUGAUCCUUCCUCUGACAGAAAACAGCAGGUAACCAUCACCUGUAGGGAUUGUGUGCGUUGGGUAGUGAUACCUCCAAAUGAGAGAAUCCAGAAAAGGUUUAUCGUAAAGCACGAGGAGAUGCAUUGCACACAGGAAUAUACUUGAUGCAGAAACGCAGUUUAGCUGCUGCCAGUCUCAUUUUCUUUGGCCGAUUUCUCCAACCAUCUUCAAAGUUCUCAGCACUUGAGCUGCAUUUCCAAAAUCAGCUCAUUCACGCAAUGAAACACCAAGCGAUCAUCAAACUGGCCUUUGCUCAACAAAACCCUUAAAUCAUCAAUAUCAAAAUGAAAUUUGAGUGUUUCAAUAAAUAAGUGAUGACUACCAAAUAACGUUCCCCUUGACGUUGGGAAAACUGUCUUUCUAAGUGCUUCAAUGUUUCGUCAGAAUGACACAUAACUCUGUGAGUACUUUUUAACUGUUCAUGUUCACACUGACUCUGAUGUAGAUACAAUUCCAGAGGACUAAUGUGUCACAUCCAACCAUGUAAUGCAAAAAAGCAGUCAGGUCUCCAGUUCUCAAUCUCAUACAUUGCUCAACAAAACACAGUACAGUACUGUAAAAACACACAACUGCACAUGACAAACACUUGCAGUCUACAUUAUGACCUUAUGAGGACAAAAAAACCAAGUCCUACUUUCAAAUGGAUCAAAAGAAAUUAAAAAAUUAAACUGUUAGAUUGAAAGUACUUUGCAUUUAAUUUAUUGUCUGUCAUUGGAAAAGUUGGUUGUGUGAUUAAAAACCAUUAGCCUCAUAAUAAAUUACAGACUGGAAAAUGCCCUGAUUAAUGUGCACUCAAAGAUUUGGCAAGUUUACAGGCACGUACAAACAAAGCUGUUCAAGUGCACCCUUUCUGCAGAAUUCUAAAAUGACUGAAGAACUUGGCAUCUCUAUAUUGAUUGUCUUCUCCUGAACCACAUUUUAUCAGUCUGUCGCUCUUGUAGACAAGACAUGAGCAUUAAAAACUAAGCUGAAGACCCGAGGCUGGUAGUCAGUUUUAGUCCCUGUCUCAUUUUUACAAGGUUUCCCAGAGCGGAGAUUGACAAUGACUUAAAUGACACUGACAGUUGCUGCAGUAAAGCCAGGCUGAUUAAAAGCAGCAGUGUCGGGCUCUUGAUUAGUGAAGAGCAAACAAACAGCUCAGUGUUUACUUGGCUUUCAGCUCGUCCUUAUAGAGCUAUGUGACUGACGAGCCUCACUGCACAGUAAUCCAUACAGUCCAGGUGCACCACAGAACUGUUGUAUUCCUCCCACAAUCCCUCCACCUCACACCAACCUGACCUUUCUAUUUCAGAGCCCCCAUAAUUAGAAAGCAGGGCCCUCUUUGUUUAUGUUGAAUGUAUCCAUGCAACCCUCUGCAGACUUGUUUAAAGGUUUUAUGCAGGACUGUGCCCAUGGUGCUGAGAUACAUGGAGUUGCACUCAAAAACAUUAAAGUCUAACUUGAGUCUAAGAGCAUUUAUUAAAAAGAAAGAGUAUCAUUUAAGGUGUAAUAAGAUGCUGUUUUCUGUGUUUGCAGGAGUUCCCUUGGCUCACACGCUCCAACUUAUAGACUGAAAGAGGGAUCUCCUCUAAUCCACAACUAACAGUGAGGCAGUUUACCCUGAGAAUUCAACCGGGGAAAGCUGCCAUCAUUUUUAUGAUUGUUUCCAUGAAAUGUUUAAUAAUUUUCUAUGAUUUUUACUACUCAGUAGUAUUACAAAUAGCAAAAAUAAUGUGUACAACAAUAAAGUACUCUACAUUUACAGUGACA
Xyrichtys novacula (pearly razorfish) is the source of this 7111-nucleotide messenger RNA. The record is from the annotation of a GenBank genome assembly. NCBI's taxonomy places the organism in Eukaryota, Metazoa, Chordata, Actinopteri, Labriformes, Labridae.